Molecule: messenger RNA, 2575 nt
Organism: Lynx canadensis (Canada lynx)
Lineage: Eukaryota; Metazoa; Chordata; Mammalia; Carnivora; Felidae
Gene: CD244
Product: CD244 molecule
Exons: 9
Coding region: 242-1309 (355 amino acids)
Biological process (GO): natural killer cell activation involved in immune response
Cellular component (GO): external side of plasma membrane
Molecular function (GO): MHC class I protein binding
Source: RefSeq, a predicted model, not a curated record
CUUUGAAAGCUCAGCUUGUAUGAACUGUCGGACCAGGUCCAGGUACUGGGACUUUCUCAGUGGCCUUGUUAGCUCUCAGCCGCUGAGAACAGCCUUGAGUUGAGGAAAUUGUGGCCGGACAAACAGCAAGGCAGUUCUGCUCCCCUGUCAGUCACUCUGCUGCUGGCUGGCUGCAGCUGAGCCCGUGCCCAGCAGCGUGUCUGGCGGGAGAGGAGCCGGCUGACCCGUCCGUCCUCUGGGGAUGUGGGGGCUGGCUCUCGUCCUCACACUUUUAUUCCUCAAGGGGCUUCAGGGCCAAGAUUCUGCUAAACGUGUGGUUGGACUCUCAGGAACCUGUCUCCGGUUAUGGCCUCCCAAGACACUGGCAAAGAACAUAGAAUCUGUUCAAUGGAAGAGGCCGGGGCCCUCACCUUCAGAAUUUUCUGUGAUACUGACAUGGAAGUGUGAGUCUGAUCAUUGCGAGGAUAAAAAUUGGACUUUGAAUCACCUCAACAAAAGAUUCGGUUUUAUAACCCAGAACUUAAGUCUCACCAUCCAGGCAGCUCAGCAGCAGGACAGCGGCUUCUACAUCUUUGAGGCGACUGAUGAGCGUGGAAAAGUUAAGAACUACACGUUCCAGGUUUCUGUGUUUGAAUCUCUGCUUCCAGAUCACGUAGGGGAGCCCCACGUACUACAGGACUCGAAGGUCCUGGAAGGAGGGAGGUGCCAAGUGACUCUGUCCUGCUCGGUCCCCAGCGGUGAUAACGUGAGCUAUGAUUGGUAUAGAGGGAGCGUGCUGAUCGAGACAGCAAGGAAUCACAGCACGCUGGAGGACCAGAUCGAUGCCAACAGCUCGCACAUAUAUACCUGCAAUGUCAGCAACUCGGUCAGCUGGACAAACCGCACCUUCAUCCUGCACUGUCCGGGUGACUCCCAGCAGGACAAGUCUCUGCACUUGUUGGUGAUCAUCGUGGUCCUUCUAAUCACGCUGUUCCUGGGCGCCCUCGCCGGCUUCUGUGUGUGGAGGAGGAAGAUGAAGCAGUCACAGGACGGCACAGAGGAGUUUCUGACGGUUUAUGAAGAUGUCAACAACGUGCAAAUCAAGAGGAAUCAGGAGCAGAAGCCGAAUCCCCCUGGAGAAGGGACCACCAUCUACUCCAUGAUCCAGUCCCAGCCUUCUGCUUCCACAUCACAAGAAGCAAACACCUUGUAUGCAUUGGUACAGCCUUCCCGGAAGUCUGAAUCCACGAAGAAGAACCACGGCCCUUCCCUCAAUAAUACCAUCUAUGAAGAGAGAAACGAAGGCAUGGAGGGCACUCCCACCCACUAGACUCAUGGUACACCAGAGCUUCCACCUGUGGUCCAAGAAAGAUGUUGCCACUGGUCGUGAGGGAGAAGGCGGAUGGGUGUCUGCUGGGAUUCCUGGCACUUCAGCUGUAGCCCCACAUUAACGCCAACUGGACAGCCCAGGGGAGAGCCCACUGUUGUAGGGGACACUGAGUGGGCCAACGCAACCUAGGAUGGGGUCAUGAAGAACCGUGGUUAAAAAAAAAACACUAGGAUUGGAGACAGAGGAACUGGAUUCAAGCCCCUCCAUUACUUCAUAUUCGUUGUUGAGCCUGAGUUAUUUGCGGUACCACCCCAAGUUUCACCUUCUUAAUCUGUAAAAUGGGGGCAACAAUUCAUACCUCACAAGGGUGUUGCGAGGCUCUCCUGUGGGAGGGUCUGAAGUUCUUCUUCUCUCCCGCAGGUUGGAAAGAGACAGCUCAAGGCCCAGAACCCAGCUCGACUGAGCCGCAGGGAGCUGGAGAACUUUUCUGUGUAUUCCUAGUUGCUGCCGCUGGUCUCCCUUCUCUCACAUCCCAGUAUCUGCUUUGGGACUCAGCCCAGUGGACGAUACCACAUGAGUCUGCAGAAUGGUGCCUGGUCUGGAGAGGAUACGGGAGUUGGUUCAGGGUCUAUAUCUUGUUUUUAACAUGAUUUCUCUCAGCCAAGACUGUUAAAUGAUAUCUCUCAACUUACAGACUGGACAAGGCUGGGCGGACAGGUUGGGUAGUUCGCGAGAGACUGCAAAGCAGGUCCACGGGCGGGCGCACCACGAGUCUCUCAAAUGCUAUGCAAAUGCAGAGUGUUGUAUUAUUAGCGUCAAGAUCCCUUCCCCUGGAUUUCUAAUGUGUUCCUCAUCUCUCCUCUUCUUUAAUCUGAGAAGACCACAUUUCUAGACCCUCCCCUGCCCCAGGCCCCUCUUCCAAAGGGGAAGGAAAGAUCAUGGUGACUCAGGCGGAGAGAAACAGCUCCACCCCACGAGGAUGAACUAAGUAGCUGUAAGCUGCCGGCAGGUUCUCCAAGGGACCGGACCUAGGCUGUCCUCAAAAACAGAGGAAAAACUCCCCCACCACAUAGUAAACCUUUACCUCUGGCCGCUUGGUCACAAGGGAGAGGGCAGGAGUGAGAGCAGAUGGUACAAAGUAAACCCAUCUCAGAGUGGAAAAAUCACCGUGAGUCCACGCUGUCCCAAUAACUGGGCCGUGGGACCAGUUUUGUCUGCGGUAUGAUGUGUGAUUAUUAACCCGUUAUUGAUUAAAAAACACGUUCA